UAGAGCGUAGAGCUAUUCUCGCGUAAAAAUAUUAAAUUAAUCUAAAGAUUCAACAUUUGGACCAAAUUAACGAAUAUUCGUAUUUAAAUGGAACAUCCUUUAGCAGAAGUAAUGUCACAAAAGGCAACGAAUGGCAUCAAACGCACACCUGAAUCAAAAGUGACUGUUGUUCUGGGCGCACAAUGGGGCGACGAAGGGAAAGGCAAACUCGUUCAUUUGCUGACAAAUAAUGGGAAUAUCGUGUGUCGAUGCCAGGCUGGAAACAAUUCCGAUCAUCGAAUUUUUGCAAAUGGCAAUGAAUUUCACCUUCAUUUGUUGCCGAGUGGAAUCCUCCAUGAAAAUGCCACCUCACUCAUUGGAAAUGGCGUAGUCAUUCAUUUGCCCGGUUUAUUCGACGAAUUAGCCGCACUCGAGAGCAAAGCUUUGCACAACUGGGAAGAGCGUUUGAUUAUUUCGGAUCGUGCUCAUUUAGUUUUCGAUUUUCAUCAACUAGUUGACGGUUUACAAGAAGCUGAAAAGGCCGGUCAUGGCAAAUCAUUGGGCACAACGAAAAAAGGCAUCGGACCAACAUAUACCAGCAAAGCCAGUCGGAAUGGAAUUCGUGUUAGCGAAUUAGUAGGCGAUUACGACGUCUUCACUGAACGAUUUCGGUCGAUGGUAUCAUCGUAUCAGAGACAAUAUCCCAAUUUAACUGUUGAUGUUGAAGCAGAACUUAAAAAGUACAAAUUGUAUGCUGAGAAGUUGCGACCGUUGGUGAAAGAUACAAUUUCCUAUUUGCACAAGGCGUUGAAGGAUGGCCGUGGAAUACUAGCCGAAGGAGCCAAUGCGGCUAUGUUGGACAUUGACUUCGGAACUUAUCCGUACGUCACUAGCAAUAAUUGUAGUAUUGGUGGUGUUCUAACCGGUCUUGGUCUUCCACCGCAAGCUAUUGGUGAAAUAAUUGGCGUAGUCAAAACUUAUACAACUCGGGUCGGCAACGGACCGUUUCCCACCGAAGACAUGGAUGAGCUAUUGCAGACACGCGGCAGAGAAGUUGGCUUGACAACGGGACGAGUACGACGAUGUGGUUGGUUGGACUUGAUGUUAUUAAAAUAUUCUUCAGCUAUAAACGGUUACACAGCCAUUUGCCUAACGAAACUCGACAUAUUGGACGCAAUGAAGGAGAUCAAAAUCGGUGUUGCCUAUAAAUUGAAUGGCCAACAAUUGAAACAUUUUCCCGGUCUGUACACUGAUUUGAGUAAAGUGGUAGUCGAAUAUGUUACAUUACCCGGCUGGGAGCAGUCAACCAGAAAUGUGCGCAAGUUCGACGAGCUGCCAAAAAAUGCGCAGAGCUACGUACGAUUCAUUGAACAAUAUUUAGACGUUCCAGUCAGGUGGAUUAGCGUUGGCGAAAGCCAAGAAGCAGUCAUAUAUGUCGCUUGAACAAUAUAAUUUGUUACUAAUCGGAUACAGUAAAAAUGAUAAUC
Messenger RNA from Bradysia coprophila, 1466 nucleotides. RefSeq names its product adenylosuccinate synthetase-like. Gene Ontology annotation, biological process: IMP metabolic process; 'de novo' AMP biosynthetic process. Gene Ontology annotation, molecular function: adenylosuccinate synthase activity; GTP binding. NCBI's taxonomy places the organism in Eukaryota, Metazoa, Arthropoda, Insecta, Diptera, Sciaridae. Gene Ontology annotation, cellular component: cytoplasm. The record is from RefSeq and is a predicted model, not a curated record.